GAGUUGUACUGUUUUAAUCACAUGGGAAGCAGCCCUGAUUCUCUUUCUCAGUGGGCUCCAGAAUGGCGGCCCAGCUGGAAUAAUCUACGGUUUCAUCCUUAUAUGGAUUGGCAAUCUUUCAGUCUUCUCGACACUUUCAGAACUAGUAUCAAUGGCCCCUACUUCUGGAGGGCAGUAUCAUUGGGUUUCUAUGCUCGCACCGCCGUCGUGUGCCAAAUUUUUGAGUUAUCUAACUGGCUGGCUUACACUCGGAGGAUGGCAGGGCUCUGUUGCCUCCGGUGGAUACCUAACGGGGACUAUGAUCCAAGGUCUCAUUUCCUUAACUAUACCAAGCUACAUACCUCAUGGGUGGCAAGGUAUGCUUCUCUUUUGGGCUGUAAUACUAUUUGCCGUCUCCAUCAAUACAAUAGUCAGCAGUCUUUUGCCCAAAUUUGAAGGACUGAUCCUCAUUCUGCAUAUUUGUGGGUUCUUUGCCAUCCUGAUCACACUCGUGAUUCUUGGGCCACAUGAUACAUCUAAGAAUUUAUUUACAGUCUGGCUGAAUAGUGGCGGAUGGUCGACCCAGGGCCUAUCAUUCUUUGUUGGACUUACUGGCAACGUUUUUGCUUUCGUCGGCGCGGAUGGUGCAUUCCAUAUGUCCGAGGAAAUCCGUAAUCCGUCUCUCGUUGUGCCACGAGCAAUCAUGCUGAGUAUCAUAAUAAAUGGCAGUAUGGGCUUUGCCAUGGUCAUUGCUUUGCUUUUCUGCAUUGGGGAUAUCGAUGCAGCUCUCGCAACAAACACUGGAUAUCCUUAUAUGGAGAUAUUCCUUCAAGCAACAAGAUCGGUUUCAGGCGCUGCAGUCAUGGCAUCUAUUAUAGCUAUACUAGGCAUCUGCGCUACCGUCGGUACGCUGGCUUCCACAUCUAGAAUGUUUUGGUCUUUCUCAAGAGAUCGAGGGCUUCCAGAAUGGCGCACUCUUCAAAAAGUCAAUACUCGUACCACUAUACCAUUGUAUGCAAUCGCCGUAACAACAGUUAUAGCUUGUCUCCUCUCGAUAAUUACUGUUGGGUCUGCCACGGCCUUCAAAGACGUCAUAUCGUUGUCGGUGUCUGGCCUAUACAGUUCGUAUUUGAUCUGCGCAGUUCUUCUACUCUACCGUCGAGUUACAGGGGGACUUCAACACGUGACUACGAGCGAAGUUUCCAUAGCCAGAACUAUCGCGGAGGGAAAGUUGACUUGGGGUACGUUGAUCUGA
Molecule: messenger RNA, 1234 nt
Organism: Botrytis cinerea B05.10
Lineage: Eukaryota; Fungi; Ascomycota; Leotiomycetes; Helotiales; Sclerotiniaceae
Exons: 5
Coding region: 152-1234 (360 amino acids)
Biological process (GO): transmembrane transport
Cellular component (GO): membrane
Molecular function (GO): transmembrane transporter activity
Source: RefSeq, a predicted model, not a curated record